Messenger RNA from Clonostachys rhizophaga, 414 nucleotides. The record is from the annotation of a GenBank genome assembly. NCBI's taxonomy places the organism in Eukaryota, Fungi, Ascomycota, Sordariomycetes, Hypocreales, Bionectriaceae.
AUGAGAGUGUCUGGACUCGUCCCUCUCACCGUCAUCAAGGGCGCUGGCUCUGAGUUCAUCCCUCUGCCUGCCGGUCAAAACGCCACCGUCGCAGACUUCCACUCCAUCCGCACCAAUACCAAGGACACCCCCAGCUACUUCACCUCAGGGUUCUACAAGAUCGAGGCAGGCCCCUCUCGACCGGCUCACUACGACUUUGAAGAGACCAAGUACAUCCUGCAGGGCCAAAUUGACAUCCUUGAUGAGGCUACUGGACUCACCCACCAUCUCGUCCCCGGAGAUUUCGCCUUCUUCCAUGUCGGAACCAAGGUCCAGUUCUCCACCAAGUCUUCUGGCUUUGCUUUUUACGCCGUCACCCGCCCCGUCAAGGCAGCUCACCCUAACCUCCAAGGCCGCGAGGAGGCUGCUAAUUAA